Opisthocomus hoazin is the source of this 3259-nucleotide messenger RNA. NCBI's taxonomy places the organism in Eukaryota, Metazoa, Chordata, Aves, Opisthocomiformes, Opisthocomidae. The record is from RefSeq and is a predicted model, not a curated record.
AUGAACACUUCAUUGCAGAAACAGCGUUACACGUCUCUUGAUGGUCAGCGACAGUGUGAUUCAGUGCAUCCUCAGCAAGUCUGCAACGACACCAAGCUGUGCAGUGUGAUUGACACGCUGGUGGAAAGGGAGGCCAUCCAGAGGGACCUUGACAGACUUCAGAGGUGGGCCUGUGCAAACUUCACGAAGUUGAGUGAGGCCAAGUGCAAUGUCCUGCACAUGGAAGAGAGGAAAGAGAAGCCUUCUGUGGUACAGCGUAUGAAGUUUGUCAGGAAGACCCCGUUUUCGCGGAGUGAUUUUGCAGAAUAUCCAAAGAGCUCUUUAAGGCUGCUAUUACAGAUCCGCUCUUACGAGGCCAAAAUACUGUUCGUGAAGAACGGCAAAUAUAAGCCUGGUGUGUAUGAAGAUCCGAAACCCCAUGAUUACACGCAGUAUGAAGCUGGUUUACCAAAACUUGUGACAAGUUACUCCACAGAUCCUUUAAAACUGAAGUUAAAAUUACAGCAUUUAAACACAGAGGCUCACACUGCAUUCUUGGAUCGAGUGGAGGAAAAGCUGUACCGGAUGCAGCAGGGAGAGGCAGGCAGAGGUGAACCCCAGCCUAAACAGCAUGGUGCUGAGGAGAAAACAAUGCGAUAUGGACUCUGCACCAUCAUCCACACUGAUGUACCAACCUUCUGGUCCCAAGAAACUUCUUCAUCUGCUUAUGCUAUGGAAGAUACUUGUGGUCCUGAGCUGUGUCUUGUGUCUGUCCUGAGCAGCUGCUUUGCUCUUGACUCUGAUCACUACACGAUUGACUGCCGAAAGCUCAACACGGUCAGAUGGGAAAAAGGAGGCACAGAGCAGGUAAAUGAAUUGCCCCAAAAGCAUGAGAGAAGGGUUGCUCUGAGGCAAGCUCUCAUAGAAUUUAGAAAAACUAGCCGCCUGCAGCCAGGGACGCUGACUCUCUACACCGCCUCUGCCACGGCUCCGGGGCACAGAAAGGACAGCUGGCAGCAGCGGGGCGAGCUGCUGGGAAAUGCCUUCCUGCUUGUGAGAUACGCAGGUGGUGGGGCGGAGGUGCUCAACGCUGCUGCAAGCUCAGUAGCAACAGGAGACCAGAACUGGUUGGGCUGGGCUCUGAGCAACCUGAUCCAGUUGAAGAUGUCCCCCCUUGUUGCAAGAGGGUUGGGGAAAGAAUGUACCCAGGAUGAAAGCACAGCUGCAGCUAUCUUCACUGUUCAGCUGGAUGACUAUUUAGGAGGAAAGCCUGUGCAGAGUAGAGAAAUUCAAGGGUAUGAGUCUACUGAGUUUGUGAGCUACUUCAAAGGAGGAAUUAAAUACAAGGCAGGUGGUGUUGCCUCUGGAUUUAAUCAUGUUGUUACUAAUGAUCUGAGUGCUCAGAGGCUGCUGCAUAUCAAGGGCCGGAGAGUUGUAAGAGCCACAGAAGUCCCCCUGGCUUGGACCAGCUUCAACAGAGGAGAUUGUUUUAUUAUUGACCUCGGAACUGAAAUCUAUCAGUGGUGUGGCUCAUCAUGCAAUAAAUACGAGCGGCUGAAGGCUACUCAAGUUGCUGUUGGCAUUCGGGACAAUGAGCGAAAUGGAAGGUCUAAAUUAAUUACCGUGGAAGAAGGGAGUGAACCAGACCAGCUCAUAGAGGUUUUAGGGAGCAAGCCAGAGCUUCCCGAUUGUGAUGAUGAUGAUGAUGAGCUGGCCGAUAUUACGAACAGGAGAAACGCUAAACUGUAUAUGGUGUCAGAUGCAAGUGGAUCCAUGCAGGUGUCCGUGGUAGCAGAGGAAAACCCCUUCUCCAUGGCUAUGCUUUUGUCUGAGGAGUGCUUCAUUUUGGACAAUGGUGCUGCAAGGAAGAUCUUUGUGUGGAAAGGCAAAAAUGCUAACCCACAAGAGAGAAAAGCUGCUAUGAAGAAUGCUGAACAUUUCAUACAGCAGAUGAAUUAUCCUGCCAACACACAGAUUCAAGUGCUUCCCGAAGGAGGUGAAACACCAAUUUUCAAACAAUUUUUCAGAGACUGGAAGGAUAAAGAUCAAAGUGAUGGCUUUGGCAAAGUAUAUGUCACAGAGAGAGUGGCUAAAAUAGAGCAGAUUGAAUUUGAUGCUACCAAGUUACAUGAGUCUCCACAAAUGGCUGCCCAGCAUAACAUGGUAGAUGACGGUUCAGGGAAAGUGGAGAUCUGGCGUGUGGAAAGCAGCGGCAGAGUUCCUGUGGAACCCGAGACAUAUGGACAGUUCUACGGUGGUGACUGCUACAUUAUCCUCUACACUUACCCUAAAGGACAGAUCAUUUACACAUGGCAAGGAGCCCAUGCUACAAGAGAUGAACUGACUGCGUCUGCAUUUCUGACUGUUCAGCUGGAUCGGUUAUUGAAUGAUCAGGCUGUGCAGAUCCGAGUCAGCCAAGGCAAAGAGCCCACACAUUUACUGAGCUUGUUCAAAAACAAUCCGCUUACUGUCUACAAGGAUGGGACAUCCAAGAAGGAAGGUCAGAAACCUGCUCCUCCCAUGCGACUCUUCCAAAUCCGCAGGAACCUGUCAGCCAUUACCAGGAUUGCGGAGGUUGACGUUGACGCAAUGUCACUAAACUCUAACGAUGUCUUUGUUCUGAAACUGCCAAACAACUCUGGCUACACCUGGGUAGGAGAAGGAGCAAGCAAAGAAGAGGAACAAGGAGCCCAAUACAUUGCCAGUGUUCUUAAAUGCCAGACUGCCAAGAUUAAUGAAGGCCGGGAACCAGAGGAAUUCUGGAAAGCACUUGGAGGUAAAAAAAAAUACCAGACUUCAUCACAACUCUUGACAAAGGCUGAAGAUCACCCCCCUCGCCUGUACGGUUGUUCUAAUAAGACUGGCAGAUUUAUUAUUGAGGAGGUCCCAGGAGAAUUCACUCAGGAUGAUUUGGCUGAAGAUGAUGUCAUGUUGCUGGAUGCUUGGGAGCAGGUUUUUGUCUGGAUUGGGAAGGAUGCUAAUGAAACUGAGCGACAGGAAUCUGUUAAAUCUGCCAGGCGCUAUAUUGAAACGGAUCCUUCUGGCAGAGAUAAGGGGACCCCCAUUGUCAUCGUGAAGCAGGGGCACGAACCCCCGACAUUCACAGGCUGGUUCCUGGCUUGGGACUCCAACAAAUGGAAGAACUGAUCUAGCCAAGGAGGCUUCAGCUUCAAGCCAAAGAAUGAUCAGAGCCCAGCUAUUUUCUAGUAUUUUCUAGUAUUUUUAAGCAUAAGCUUAUGCGACAAUGUGAGGCAUCUGUUGUUGCACUUUCCCGAGCUUU